Messenger RNA from Panonychus citri (citrus red mite), 1149 nucleotides. RefSeq names its product PAXIP1-associated glutamate-rich protein 1-like. NCBI's taxonomy places the organism in Eukaryota, Metazoa, Arthropoda, Arachnida, Trombidiformes, Tetranychidae. The record is from RefSeq and is a predicted model, not a curated record. Bases 346 to 801 code for a protein of 151 amino acids. The transcript is spliced from 4 exons.
UCAAAAGAAAAACAAUUAACUUCGUCUUUUAAUUUAGCUCAUUUAAUUGGUAAUCAAUUUUUCUAUUGUGUUAACUGUUUAACUAUUGAUUUAUAUUGAUUAUCAACUAAUUAGUUUAUAGUUUACUUUCUGUGUGUGAGUGAAUAAUCUCAUCGACUCGGUUAAACUAUCCAACCAAAGAAAUGAGAAAACAUCAACCUUUUUUCAUCAUUGUUGUUGGUAAAAAUUGUCAUGAUUAAUGUUUUUAAUUACAAUUUAGACGUUUUUAUUUGUUCACAAUCAAAUUAAACAUUUAACUCUCAUCUUAGGAAAUUUAUAAAGGUGACAAGUAAAAAAGAAGGAGAAAUGUCAAUGGAUCAAGAGGAUAACGAUUGGAGUAUCACCUGUUCUGAUGAUGAGCUUUAUGAUGUAGCCAAUAAUCUAGUGAUACCUUUCAAUCAACCCGGUGGGAUAAAAGUAUGGGAACCAAGUGGUAAUAAGAUAUCGACCUUGUAUAAGCAACUAGAAAAAUGUGAUUACAUUGAACUGAAAUGGGUCUGUCCAGAAAAGAGAUCACCUUCAGAUGAUUCAAGAGAUUUGGUUGAUAUAAAUAAGAUGACCGAGUCAAAUGAAAAUAAGCCAAGUUCAGUGGAACCAAAUCAAUUUGAUUUCGACGAGGAACAACCAGAAAAAUAUAACAAUUUCCCUAAAUCAGGUCCUAAGCGACGGACAACACAAGGCCAAAGAAAAAUUACCAAAUUGGAUAAAGUGAUGAACGAUAUGAAAAAAUAUCAAACAAUCGACUCCCAAAAUCCAUCUUGAUGGUGCAUCUAAUUGUCGCUGAUUUCGUUGAUUGAACAUUAACAGUAUAAGUUAAUUUCCAAUGGAUUUUUGUUUUCUUUUUUCUAUCAACAGUUUUUCUUUACUCUUUUACUCCGACACCUUAAAAGUCACUGAUCUGAAGUCACUUGUUUUUAUUUACCUGAGUUUUUCUUUAUCUUUUUCUUUUUUCACAUUAAACUGGUUUCACCUCUUGGUUGGUUUAGAACAACAAAUGUUAAAACAACGCCCGCAGCCAGAAGAUCAACUGUAUUGCUGUUAAUUUUUUUCUCUUUUCCAAAUUAACAUUCAGUUAUAAUUAUCAGUUUUAUAAUAAGAGAAAGAGAGAGA